AUGGACAUACCGCAGCAAGUUCAGCAAAUGGCCACAAAGAUGAUAAAGGGAUUGGAACACCUGGCAUACAAGGAGAAACUAAGAAAGCUGGGACUGCUCAGCCUGGAGAAGAGAAGGUUCAAUGUGUAUCAGUACCUGAUGGGAAGGAGUAAAGAAAAUAGAGUCUUCUGUGGAGUCUCCAUCCUUGGAGACACUCGAAAUCUGAGUGGACAAGGUCCUGAGCAACCUACUCUAGCUGACCCUGCUAGGGCAGGGAAGUUGAACAAGGAGGAGGUGGAGGAGGCGGCGGCGGCCGGAGCGGCCUCGGAGGGCGCGGAUGGCGCCGGGCCUCGCGGCGGGGAGGAGAAGAAGAGGAAGAAAAAAAAGAGGAAAGCGGCGGCUCAUGUGGAAAAUGAUACAGAAACUAAAAAAGUGAAGACUGAAGAUGAGUCUGUGGAGGUAGAAGAUGAAGAUAAGCAGGAUUCUGGAGAGAAGGAAGAGGAGGAGGAGGAUGAAGUGCCCAGUUUACCAUUAGGUGUAACAGGUGCUUUUGAAGACAAUUCUUUUACUUCCUUGGCUGGUCUUGUCAGUGAGAAUACACUGAAAGGCAUAAAUGACAUGGGUUUUACGCAUAUGACUGAAAUUCAGCAUAAAAGUAUUAAGCCGCUUCUGGAAGGCAGGGAUAUUCUAGCAGCUGCAAAAACGGGCAGUGGCAAAACACUUGCAUUUCUUAUUCCUGCAGUAGAGCUCAUCUACAAGUUAAAAUUCAUGCCUAGAAAUGGAACGGGUGUUAUUAUUCUUUCUCCUACUCGAGAGCUUGCCAUGCAAACCUAUGGAGUUCUUAAAGAACUUAUGAAUCACCAUGUUCACACCUAUGGUCUGAUAAUGGGGGGCAGUAACAGAUCAGCAGAAGCACAGAAACUUGGAAAUGGAAUCAACAUCAUUGUAGCAACACCGGGAAGACUGCUGGAUCAUAUGCAGAACACUCCAGGUUUCAUGUACAAGAACUUGCAGUGUUUGGUAAUUGAUGAGGCGGAUCGUAUCUUGGAGGUUGGAUUUGAAGAAGAAAUGAAACAGAUCAUAAAACUUCUACCAAAGCGGAGGCAGACAAUGCUUUUUUCUGCUACACAAACCAGAAAGGUUGAAGAUCUGGCAAAGAUCUCUCUGAAGAAAGAGCCGCUGUAUGUUGGGGUUGAUGAUAACAAGGAGACUGCAACAGUAGAUGGUCUUGAACAGGGGUAUGUAGUGUGUCCAUCUGAAAAAAGAUUCCUUUUGCUCUUCACAUUCCUCAAGAAGAACCGGAAGAAAAAACUAAUGGUAUUUUUUUCUUCAUGUAUGUCAGUGAAGUACCAUUAUGAAUUACUCAACUAUAUUGAUCUCCCUGUUUUGGCCAUUCAUGGCAAGCAGAAACAAACCAAACGUACUACAACAUUUUUCCAGUUCUGUAAUGCAGAAUCUGGAAUACUGUUGUGCACUGAUGUAGCUGCCAGAGGACUGGAUAUUCCUGAAGUUGACUGGAUCGUCCAGUAUGACCCUCCAGAUGAUCCAAAAGAAUAUAUUCAUCGUGUUGGUAGAACUGCCAGAGGCAUAAAUGGUAGAGGACACGCUCUGCUCAUUUUACGACCAGAAGAGCUGGGCUUUCUUCGUUACCUAAAACAAGCCAGGGUACCACUAAGUGAAUUUGAAUUUUCUUGGUCAAAAAUUUCAGACAUCCAGUCUCAGCUGGAGAAACUGAUUGAGAAGAACUACUUCCUUCACAAGUCAGCCCAGGAAGCAUACAAAGCUUACAUCAGAGCUUACGACUCCCAUUCUCUGAAGCAGAUCUAUGAUGUCAAUAACUUGGAUCUUCCCAAAGUCAGCCUUUCGUUUGGUUUUAAAGUUCCUCCAUUUGUCGACCUCAAUGUGAACAGCAACCAUGGCAGAAGACUCCAGAAAAGAGGUGGAGGUGGGGGAUUUGGUUACCAGAAAUCGAAGAACGUCCACAAAGCUAAAAUCUUCAAACACAUUAGCAAGAAAUCGGACAGUCGGCAGUUUUCUCGUUAAUCAUACAUUCAUUAAAAUGGCUUCUUGCAUUGGAAUAGACUACCUUGAUCAAAACCAUCUGACAGUUACUUCCAAUUCAAACUGCUGUAUUCACAUUUUUUGGGGGUCUUUAUGGUUUUGUUUCUGGGAACAUCUUUUAUCUUUCAGUUCAGGAGGACUCUUUGGAAGGGAGACUAAAGAUAGAAA
Molecule: messenger RNA, 2208 nt
Organism: Charadrius vociferus (killdeer)
Lineage: Eukaryota; Metazoa; Chordata; Aves; Charadriiformes; Charadriidae
Gene: DDX18
Product: DEAD (Asp-Glu-Ala-Asp) box polypeptide 18
Exons: 14
Coding region: 1-2022 (673 amino acids)
Biological process (GO): maturation of LSU-rRNA from tricistronic rRNA transcript (SSU-rRNA, 5.8S rRNA, LSU-rRNA)
Cellular component (GO): nucleolus
Molecular function (GO): nucleic acid binding; ATP binding; RNA helicase activity
Source: RefSeq, a predicted model, not a curated record